AUGCACCGCUUUGGACAGACCUUUGCCUCUGAGGAUAGUCUCUCCAUCACUCCUGGGGGCAUUCCCAACCUUUACCCUACCACCCAGGACACAGACAGGAGGCUCCCUGUGGUCACCACUGCACCGCCAAUCAACAUCCUGAAUCAUCACCCACUCUACCGGAACCCGCCCCAACACCAGGCCCACCCAGGCCCUCGUGGUCAGGCAAAGUACCUUGAAGACAGUGGAGGAUCAAGCUCUCAGAUUUCCACAUCACCAUCCAGGAGAACACUGGAUAACAGCGAUGAAAGGAUUUCAGAUGAGACUCCUGAAAGCUCCAACAUGCAAGCAACCCUUUCCAUACAUGCAUUAGCAACAACUUCUCUCUCCAGUGCACUUCUUCCAGUUACCAGCAGGGUUUUGAAAGGCCCAAAACAUUCUACCAUUAUCACCUCCAGUGAUACUGCUGCAAGGGAAAAGGGUGCAGGGGCAGGAAGUGAUGAAGAGGAGACAACCACCACCACUAUCACAACCACCACCAUCAUCACCACCAUGCAGAGUCCAGUUCCCUGCCAGCUGAACCUGACUGGUCCAGAAGGCUACAUCGAGGCUCCACCACACACCAAUUCUGCUUUUUACUCUACAACUGACUGCAACUAUAUCGUCACUGUCUAUACGGGCUAUGGAGUGGAGGUCCAGGUGAUGAAUGUGAAUCUUUCUGAAGGAGACAAAGUGGUCUUUGAAGAUGUUCUAAACAGUGAGAACACAGUCCUGGCCAACGAGUCCAUUCUAAUGAGGGGUUUGGUAGUAAGAAGUCACAGCAAUCAGAUCUCCAUCCGCUUCCACAGCAUCAAUCCUCAGGCUGGAGCAGUCCUUGUCAGAUAUCAAGCCUUCGUGUUGAGCUGUGUCUUCCCCAAGCAGCCUCUCUAUGGUGAUGUAUCAGUGAGCAGUCUCCACUCUGGAGGGCAGGCUUUCUUCUCCUGUUUGACGGGCUACAAGCUGCAAGGUUCCUCUGUGUUGACCUGCCGCAAUUCUAGCACACCCUACUGGAGUGGGAAGGAACCAAAGUGCUUAGCUGCCUGUGGAGGUCUGGUUAGGAACAUCACAGUUGGUCGGAUUGUCUCUCCUGGUUUUCCGAGUAACUACAGCAACAACCUAACCUGUCACUGGCUGCUGGAGGCCCCUGAGGGCCAGAGACUCCACAUCCACUUUGAGAAGGUAGCGCUGGCUGAGGAUGAUGAUCGGCUCCUGAUCAAGAAUGGCAACAGCAUAAAUGCAGCUGUACUGUAUGAUUCCUAUGAGGUGGAGUAUUUGCCUAAUGAAGGGCUCCUCAGCACAUCUAGGCAACUCUUCAUUGAGCUUACUACAGAUGCCACAGGAACAUCAACUGGCAUAGCCAUUAGGCAUCAAGCUUUUGCAGUGGGUCACUGCUAUGAACCCUUUGUGAAGUACGGUAACAUGACCAGCACUGACAACACCUGGUCAGUAGGAGCUGUGGUGGAGUUUGCCUGUGACCCUGGCUAUACUCUGGAACAGGGAUCUGUCACCAUUGAAUGCAUGGAUCCUAACAAUCCACAGUGGAAUGAGACUGAGCCUGCUUGCAGAGCUGUGUGCAGUGGUGAGAUCACAGACUCAGCCGGUGUGGUGCUCUCUCCCAACUGGCCUGAAUCCUAUGAUAAAGGCCAGGACUGUAUCUGGGGAAUCCACGUUGAGGAGGACAAGAGGAUCAUGCUAGAUAUUCAAGUGUUAAAUAUCGGGAAGAAUGACCUGUUGACCUUUUAUGAUGGGGAUGACCUUACAGCCAAAUUGCUGGGUCAGUAUGGAGGAUCAAAGUCCCGCUUUAAGAUCUACACCUCCACUGCUGAUGUCACCAUCCAGUUUCAGUCUGACCCUGCCACUAACGUCUAUGGCUAUGGAAAUGGUUUUGUGGUCCACUUCUUUGAAGUAGCUCGUAAUGACACUUGCCCUGAGCUCCCUGAGAUCUCUAAUGGCUGGAAGAGUACGUCUCACCCUGAGUUGGUUCAGGGCACCGUAGUGACUUACCAGUGUUACCCUGGUUAUCAGGUGGUAGGCUCUGAACUACUCAUGUGCCAGUGGGACCUCACCUGGAGCGGCGAUCUCCCGAGCUGUGAGAGAGUGGUGUCUUGUACUGACCCUGGAAAGGUGGAGCAUAGCAGACGGGUGCUGUCAGGUACUCAUUUCACCGUAGGUUCAACUAUCCAAUAUAUCUGCGACAAGGGCUUCACUCUGUCUGGAAACAGCCUGCUAACCUGCUUCAGUCGGGGAUCAUCAGGCCCCAGGUGGAGCCAGAAGCUACCUAGAUGCCUGCCUGAGACCUUCGAGCCUUGCAAUCAUCCAGGAACCCCCACCUAUGGGAUGCCCAGCUCUAACAAGCUCCACUUCCAGGCUGGAGAGACCCUGCAUUACUCCUGCCAGACUGGCCAUCAGCUGCUGGGUGAACCUCUUCUCUACUGUGUCCCUGGACACCCAUCCCAGUGGAGUGGGCUGCCACCUGUCUGCAAAGCCCACCCAACAGAGUAUGAUAAGCACAGAGUAGCUGUAUCUACUGCAGACCUAAGGAUGGAAGGAGCCCAAGUAGCAUUGGCUGUCUUCAUCUCCAUCACCUUCUUCCUCAUCCUCAUCAUUGGGCUCUACCUUUAUUUUUCAAAGUUCCAGAGGAAGCCACUAAGACUCACUCUGUACUCCAACUUACCAUAUGAAAAUAUCACUGGAGAGUCUACACUUUACAACUCAGUUUAUGAGACAAUGAACAAUGAGGAAUCCAGAGAAUACGAGGUUUCUAUCUGAAGACUCCAAUGUAUGCGUGUGUUUAAUGGACAGAUAAGAUGCCUGCUGGCCUUUUCAACAUCCCCCACACUUAUUCCUUUGCAACUCGCUUGACACCUCCACCCUGGUUUCUCUACACUGAAUAUAAACUUUUCUUUAUUUACCUGACAGAGGACACCACAGCACCCCUGGAAAAGCUGAGCUACCAGAAUAUUUUUCUAGUUCUUCAACACUUACCGUCCAGCAGCAGUUUGUACAGUUUUUAACGCUGUGCUCACAUCCUGAGAACUUUCGGUGAAAAGUACCAUCUCAGAAAGCAGAGGGAUCAAUGCAAAGCAAUGCCAUUAAGUGCAUAUAACCACAGGUGUUAGGCUGUGUUUUGUACAUUAUACACAUUGUCGUCUAGCACCAUUAAAGGAACAAUGCUUACGGAUUGUUGGGAUAUGGUACAUUGGUAUAUAAGGAUUUUACACUUUAAUGUUAGAAAAAAGCAACAGUAUUCACAAUUAUCUGAU
This is a messenger RNA of Oreochromis aureus, 3281 nucleotides long. RefSeq names its product seizure related 6 homolog b (gene sez6b). The transcript has 18 exons. Gene Ontology annotation, cellular component: dendritic spine; dendritic shaft; endoplasmic reticulum. Lineage: Eukaryota; Metazoa; Chordata; Actinopteri; Cichliformes; Cichlidae. Gene Ontology annotation, biological process: regulation of dendrite development; synapse maturation. Bases 1 to 2787 code for a protein of 928 amino acids. The record is from RefSeq and is a predicted model, not a curated record.